Molecule: messenger RNA, 2336 nt
Organism: Orcinus orca (killer whale)
Lineage: Eukaryota; Metazoa; Chordata; Mammalia; Artiodactyla; Delphinidae
Gene: SFXN2
Product: sideroflexin 2
Exons: 13
Coding region: 215-1183 (322 amino acids)
Biological process (GO): serine import into mitochondrion; monoatomic ion transport
Cellular component (GO): mitochondrial inner membrane
Molecular function (GO): monoatomic ion transmembrane transporter activity
Source: RefSeq, a predicted model, not a curated record
GGGGCGGGGCGAGGGGCGGUUCCCGGGCCGAGGCCAGAAGUGCACCCUGGCCAAGCUGCCAACGCGGGGUGCAUCUGGUAGCAGUUGUCUCAGUGCGUUCCUCCCGGGACCAGCUUGUUUUCCAGACUCUGAUACUGUCUGCCAGAGAAAAUCAGCUCUCCCUGGAAGAACAAGCAUUACUUCAGGAGAGUCCACAGUUUUAUGUGUGAGCAGGAUGGAGGCUGACUUGUCUGGCUUUAAUAUCGAUGCCCCCCGUUGGGACCAGUGCACUUUCCUAGGGCGGGUGAAGCAUUUCUUCAAUGUCACGGACCCCCGCACCGUCCUGGUACCAGAGUGGGAGCUGGACUGGGCCAAAGUGAUGGUGGAGAAGAGCAGGAUGGGGACUGUGCCCCCAGGCACGCGAGUGGAGCAGCUGCUCUAUGCCAAGAAGCUGUACGACUCGGCCUUCCACCCUGACACCGGGGACAAAAUGAACGUCAUUGGGCGGAUGUCCUUCCAGGUCCCUGGCGGCAUGAUCAUCACGGGCUUCAUGCUCCAGUUCUACAGGACGAUACCGGCAGUGAUCUUCUGGCAGUGGGUGAACCAGUCCUUCAAUGCCUUAGUCAACUACACCAACAGGAAUGCAGCUUCCCCCACGUCGGUCAGGCAGAUGGCCGUUUCCUACGUCACUGCCACAACCGCUGCGGUGGCCACUGCUGUGGGCAUGAACACGUUGACAAAGAGAGCCCCGCCCCUGGUGGGCCGCUGGGUGCCUUUUGCCAGUGUGGCUGCGGCUAACUGUGUCAACAUCCCAAUGAUGCGACAGCAGGAACUCAUCCAGGGCAUCUGCGUGAAGGACAGGAACCACAAUGAGAUUGGUCAUUCCCGGAGAGCUGCGGCCAUAGGCAUCACCCAAGUGGUUAUUUCUCGGAUCACCAUGGCAGCCCCUGGCAUGAUCCUGCUGCCGGUCGUCAUGGAAAGGCUGGAGAAACUGCGCUGCAUGAAGAGAAUCCGGGUGCUGCACGCCCCAUUGCAGGUUCUGCUGUCCGGGUGUUUCCUCAUCUUCAUGGUGCCAGUGGCAUGUGGGCUGUUCCCGCAGAAAUGUGAAUUGCCAGUUUCCUAUCUGGAACCAGAGCUCCAAGACACUAUCAAGGCCAAGUAUGGAGAACCUGUGCCUUAUGUCUACUUCAAUAAGGGUCUCUAAAUGCCCCACCCCAGCAAGGACCAGUCCAUACCCAUAUUUACCAGCUCCUCCUUAGCCACUGUGGAUUCCCGUGCCUCAUUCCUCUUUGCCAACAGGGCCUGUAGGCCAGGGUGGAUUUGGGGGGACGAGGGUGGGGGUGGGAGGAUGCCUCAUGCUUCUACCCAGGCACCUGGGUUUAUUGGACUCCAGGGGAUAAACGUGAACAAGGGGAGAGAGGCCAAGUCUUUUUUCUGCUCUCCCCUAACCCCUGUCCCCUGGAGACCAGGAGCUGAGACCCCCUCAGGGAGAAGGUGCUGAGACCUGGGGGUGACACUCAUGCAAACCGUUUGGAAAAGUUAGGAAACCUUUAGGAUUCUGGUUCCAGCCAGGAUUGAGGAAGGGCCCCUCUUCUCUUCCUCCUCAUCGGCUCUCAGGCAAGGGAACCUUUCACCUGUGUAGUUCUGGCUCCUUCGGGAAGCGGGAGGGAAGAGGCCGGGUCACCUUGGGGCUCCUCUUUGCUCUUCCCCACUCUCCUCCCCAGGGCCCCCUGGUCAGAAAGGUUCUCUGGGAGUCUUGCUAAACUUGGGUUUAUCAGGCACCCAGGAGUUUUAGUGCAAAAAAAAAAAAAGGACAUUGUGUGAGGCAGCAGAGUUUUGUGGUGCUUCAAGCCCUACCUGUUGACACUGGCUUUGUUCUCCUGCCCCUAAAAUCAUAUCCGAUUCUAUUUCUCUGGGUCUAAAAGAUAAAUCCACUGACCGAGUAAAAAGGAUGUAGGUAGGCAUUAACUGCACAUGUUAGUGGGUAUAAUUUCCUGGCUACCUCCCUUCCUCAGCCCGUUGGGUUAAACACCAAAGAAAGACUGGUGUGUACUGAAUAGGAAAGGGAAGUUUUAUUUGGAUGCCUCUGAGAGGAAAUCAACCAGGACCAAAGAGCCUUAAAGGACACACAGCAAAGCGCAGCCGCUCGCCCUUCCCAGCCUGGCUGCUCUAGGUGAUUUCUCAGGCCCUUGGGGGAGAGGGGGCUGUUGUGGCUGACCUGGGGCCAUGUCUGUAUGAGUUUUGUGUAGUAGAAUUUACUGACCGAUCAAAGGAUAUCACUGUGAAUCGAAUGCAUUUCUUGAAAGAACACAGCGAACUGUCUGCACACUGAGUUAAUAAAGCCUGGAUGGAAAGCA